UAAAAAAGAACUAAUUCGAUCGCCGGUGUGUUUAUUUACAUAUUUCAGAUUUUUGUUACAGAUACUUAAAUUGAAAUAAUUUUUCAUUAAAUUAUUGUAACAUGUUCAUGCAAUGCUUCUAAAAAUUAUUCAGCAUAAUUUUCAUCAGAUCCUAGAACAGCAAUAGAGUGUAAUGAUAUUCAAAUCGUAAGAUGUUCAAAAUCGAGUCAUACGUGACUCCGAUUUUGUUAAGUUAUGUCGACAAAUAUGUACGAGAUUUCAAGCCUGCCGAUGCUCAGGUGUCGCUAUGGGGCGGGGGAGUGGCCCUGCAUAACCUGGUGCUCAAGGCCGACGUGCUGCAGCAGGAGGUUUCUCUGCCAUUCACCCUGGUGUCCGGGAGGAUUCACGAACUCCUCAUACAGGUGCCGUGGACUAAGAUCAUGUCAGAGCCCAUCGUGGUCACCAUUGACACAAUAGAAUGUGUGUUGAGUCUGAAUCCGCCAGCCUCUCCAGAUGCCAGCCAGCCACCAGAAUCACCUAGUCGCAAGACGCAAGUAGUAGAAGCCCCGCCUGGGUAUAUGCAAGCGCUUGUUCGCCGUAUUGUCAGUAAUAUUGCGUUAAGAGUGCACCACCUUAUCGUGAAAUACGUGCAAGAUGAUAUCGUGAUGUCUCUUAAUGUGAAACAUGUGGCCGUCGACAGCGCUGGAGUCAACUGGGAGCCCGCUUUUGCUGACAUAGACCCAUCCUACCCUGUCAUCAGAAGAUUGGUUCAAUUGGAUGAUCUCACGCUAUGCCUGGAUCGCGCGGAUUCCGACGGCAAAAUACGAUACUACCAGGAGCCGCUGUUGUAUAGAUGUCAAUUAAACUUCAGGGUUUCAACCAAAUUAGUAUCCGCCAAUACUCGCCGUGCUAGCAGUAUAGCGGUCCAACUCCGGUCAUCAAAGCUGGCGUUCAGCGUGACGAACGAUCAGUUGGUCCUGUUGAUCAGAUUGCUUCGCGAACGAAGCAUGGUCGAAGCGAAGCAACCUCCACCACCUGUUAAAACCACCAAUGCAGUCAGAGAAGCACCGUUGCAUUCUACAUCAUCGAAUUCCGCCGAGCCAGUAAGACAAGAGAGCUGGUCUGAGUGGGCAUGGUCUUGGUUGCCCACGUGGGCUGACCGAGAAGGGGGAGUGGAAGAAGCACCAUUGCCUGCCACACCGUUACCAGUAUACUUCGUUGCAUAUCUGGAUGACAUCUCGCUGGCUUACAAGAUAAUGGAACUGGAAGCGACGAGUAGGAAGCGCGCGCGCAGCAUCCUGGAAUUCUCUGCUAUUCACGCCGCGAUAAAAAGCAGCAUUUGUUCGCCGACGACGUUACGCGUACGCUUCGGAGCGAGGCUGCUUACGUUGAGUUCCCACGGGAAAUGUGUUUGUGGUCAUGUGGAUCUCAAUGCGAGCCAAAAUCAGCCUACAAUAUACCUGAAAAAGGCCGAAGUAGAAGAUAUAGAAUGGAAUUGGCCAGAAGACGACUUCAACGAGCACAAAGUAGAAUGCGCACAAGUGGCCGAUGAGGAGUAUCGAGUGACGCCUGAGCCCACCUUGCCCACCCCUGAUACUGCGGCCCAAAGCCGCCCAGUAUUAGAGGAGACGGAGACGAACCCCGGAGAUCCUGAAGAACCAAUAACAACCGAACCUGUGGAGGAAACUGACCUGUUGUUCCAAAAAAUGGCGCCAGUGUUCUACGUAGAGUAUACGCACGAGAGGUCGCCGCCGAAUAGACAUGAUAAUCCGUAUGAUAACCCGCCCAGGGACUUCGAAUAUAGUGACUGGGUAGAAAUGUGCAAUAUGAAGGUCAAGGUUCAUCCGAUCGAGGUGAAAGUGUGCAUGGGACUCAUACACAGGGUUCACGAGUUGGAGAAUGUUCUAAACGAGUUGCCGCCUCUUCAGGAACAGGAAUUAGGGAUGCGUACCUUGACUGUCGAAGAAAAUGAAGCAUUGCAAGACAACCUGCCUCAAAGGAAAAUUGUGAUAGAGAUGCAAGGAGUGAACAUAGUCGUGCAUCCGUUAGAUCAUUUGCAGAAUCAUCACGAGCGGCCGUCUCCUUCCCCUAUUAUGUUAAACAUCGAUUUACCAGACGCCAUCAUUGUUAUCAACGGCCCUUUGUAUCCAAACAGGGUAUGCUCGGCCGCUUGCCAACUGCCAGAAGACUCCGGUCCUCUGUUCCAAGGGGCCCGCCUUACCUUAUCAGUAGCCAUUCCCUCUCUACAAUUCCGCUUACUGUCCCCGAGAGAUACACAGCCAAGGCAGUGCGCAAGAACUGAUUUGCGAUUGGUCGUCCAUGUACUCCUAAAUAAGAAGUACUUCGACAGAAGACAGACGGUGCAGCUGUCUUAUACUAUGAAGAUCCGUGAAAUAAACCUAAGUGGUUCAGCCGCAAGAUUGGAAGCCGCUUACCGCGUGCCAGCGUCGCUGAUGAGGAACCAAGUGGCGGCUGCAUUGAGGUACACUUCGCUUCCCAACGACGCGAUUCACGAUGAAGAAGCGGUGACAGUUGAUUUGACCAUUGAAGACAUCGCAGUUCGCGGAUAUUUAACGAAGGACAUUAACACUCACAUCAUGUCUGUUCAGGCGGCCAGGGCCACUGCUUUUCAUGCUCAAAGAGACGAGGAAGUAAAACAAGCUUGGAUAUUUUCCGCACCAGAAGCACCAUCUACGACACCUUAUCUAAGGCUGGCCAUGCAAUGGUGUGCCCAGCCGUUGUCCAAUUCCCUAGACUAUUUGGGAGUGUGGACGGAACCCAUGGCGUUUUCCGUCGACCCACUCUUCAUCACGUUCCUUGCAUACAAGCCACAUAUGAAAAAUAUAGAUUUUAAUACGUCUGGCAUAAUAUCCGCUAAAAGUAGCCAGUUCUUCCAAAGAAGGCGGACCACUCCACCCUCUUCAAGCGGUCGCAGUAGCGGACGGGAAGCGGAGUUAGUUCACGUGCGCCCGCGCAGCUCUAGUAGCGAACCAAGUGAGAAGAAAGAGCAAAAACCAGAACAACCUCCGCCAAAACCUCGCGUCCAUCUCCUAAGCGGCGAGAAUCUCUUGUCACUAUACGAGCGUCUGCGUCGUAUGCUGCUUAACGUGGAACUAGGACUUGUCCUAGUAUACGUGACUUCUUCCACUGCAUCAGCCCUCGACUGUGCCACAGUACGAGAUGCUAUGGAGCGUCACGCCAGCAAUUCCAGUGUACUGGCUCUAGGACUUGGUCGCCUCUCCAUGCAUUCUAGUUCCACCAAGAAACACUUGUGGCAAGAGAUCCGGCAUGAUGGACCGACUUUCAUAGAAAAGAAAUCAGGAGAUGACGACGAAUCAUUCCCAUGGAAAGUGCGCCUAGCUGAAAUGUCUUGCUUUACGCUAGAAACUGCGUCCUUCAUAUCAGAAAAGGAAGGCAUAGACAAAUCCGCAAGCGGCCUCCGUUCCCAGAUCAAGAUGAUCUCGGGAGUUCAUCCCAGAACUGUGUUGGAACUAACCACAACUACGGUCACAUUGUCUGUGGUCACCAAAUCUUUACACAUCAAAGUGCCAAUGAAGACUGAUAAAAAGAAAUCAGCCAGUGUCAAACCGGAGGAGGAGAAACUGAAGUAUUUCACGACUGGUUCAGAAUUUAAACCAUCUACCUUGAAGGAAUUUCUCCGCGGGCCGGCCAAGCGCAAGAAGACGGACGCUGAUAAAGAAAAUCAAAAGCAGCCAACUCGCCAACAAUCGACGGAGACGGUGGUUGGUCCAGUUGUAUCUUUGGGCGUCCACAUGCAUGCCGAUACACCACCCGUCAUCGUCAGGAUUUCUCAUGAUCAGGUCCACGUGAUGGCUUCCGCGAUACAUUGCUUCAAACACAUCGUGACUCUACUCCAACGCCCGCCUAUAGUCACUCCGAGAUACCACACUUCCCAACGAUCAUUAAUAAGGUCUGUCACUGAAAUAGACGAAGUACGAGACAGCCAAUCGGAGAGCACCAUUAGUGAAUCCAGUGAACUUAUAUCUAUAUACGAAGCCAAAUCAGCAGUUGAACCUGGCUUGAAACUGAAGAAAUUCUUUUGGUUCCAAUGGGUGGUGGGGCGGGCUACUCUGGUCGUGUCCACCCCGCAAGUAAAGUUCGCGUUUGACAUCGAUGACGUCAUCACCACCGUUGACCUCCAAGAGCAUUAUAAUCAGUUCAAACUGAAGUUGGCAUCGGCUUCUGUCAAACAUUACGAACGACUCAGUGAGGACUGGACAGCGGGGGUGCUGGGCGGGCGAGUGUUGGAAGCGCGAGAGCCCACCAAUCAGAAGGAGGAAAACCACUUCAUAUCCAUCACCGUUACUCAAGCGCAAAUAUCCAAUUUACCUGAAAGCUGGAAACACGAGCUUCAUCCGAAGAUGUUGGAACGAAGAUCGAGUACCGACACGAUGUGGGAGAUAUACGUGUCGCUGGCGCCGCUGGAGGCCGUGCUGCAGCCGGUGACGCUGCAGCACCUCGUGCUGUUGCUGCAGCAGAUGGCGCCCGGCGGGGCCUGUGUGCUGCGACCGGAGCCCGGGGAUCUACCGUGUCAGCCCUUCAUAUGGCCUUUCUUGUUCGUGACGGCUGGAGGGAUUCGAUUGUUGCUCACUGGUGAAGAAGAAGAUCCUGAUUCUGACGACACAUUUAUAUUCACCAUCGGUAAAAUAUCAGUGAAUCCACACCCUGAGAACCCGAUUUGCAGACGUCCAAUAGCCAGCACGGACCCGUCUUGGGCUACUGCCAAUACAGCUUCCGAAGGUCGGCAAUACGAUGUGCUGGUGAAGAGUGUGGCCGUCAGGUCGGCGCAGUUCAGGCAGAUUGUCAAGAAUGAGUCAGCUGAAACAGUGAAAGGACAAGAGAACCCUGCUGUAAAGUGGACGCGGCCGCGAAAGAGCACUGUCAUUACGCCCGUACUACAUUCAGUUGACGUCGGGUUCGUCUUAGCACCAGCUCACUACACGGGCGGGAUUCUAAUCUUUGGCCCGGCGAUAGAAAUCAAUCUAAUGUCGGAUUGCGCCAUAGAGCUGAGCGUCGAACAGCUGAUCCUCGCCAGACAAAUCAUGGAUGAUGUGAAACGCGCUCUUGCUGACGUUGAAACUACCAAAAUAUUGAGUCAUAGAGAAGAAAAGUUCGGUGUGUGUCCAUACGCUGAUCUGCUCAAGAGUCAGGAGUACUCCGAGGAAUCCUCGUCAUCGUUAUUAGUUACCGGAUUAGUUGAUGCUUCGGAAACAAUGAAGGCCGAUUCGGGAAUCGACACUGGCACCUCUCAGCACUCCACAAACAAGUCGGUGCGACACUUAGACCGGCAUACGUCUGUGCCGUUCAAGAAAGCUGUGUCCGUGGUCUUCGCAGAUACUGCCUGUGCUGAUUCAUCGGAAUACCUAGAAGUGUUCGUAACGAUGGGCAUCAUCGAGAUUUCGUUGUACGUGGCGGACGACAACAGCCCGGAAAUAGUGGCGCUGCGAACGCCUGCCGACUAUCAUGCCUCAAACCAGGAGGCGCAACAGGAUGUAAAGGACCUACCACCAAAAGAGGAGAUGAAACGAACGGAGACGACGAAGUCCUUGCGUUCGGAAAACGCUUCGAAGAGCGAAAGCAGGGAGAGUAUCACCGACGACGUGAGGAGAGACGAUUUCGCGCGCACCAACAUUGAUAUGGCUAAUCUUCCAAUAGCCCGAAAAUGCGAAGGAAACCUGCCGUUAAUGCACGCGACGCUGUAUCAGCCAAACUUGUAUUACUGGAAGAAAAAGAAUCAACAAAGUUUACAGGUGUCAUUAUUCAACGUAUGGUUGGGGCUUGGCGUUGGUGAAAUGGAGGGGCAUUGGCAUUUGCCUCUGUUGUCUACCGCCAAGGGUGUGCCGGACCCCGCCACCGAUAUACCGCCCGCUUUAGCAACCAUGAAGAUUGUGGCGCCUAAUGGUUCAACAUUACAUUCAUCAACCGGUGCUCGAGGCACCAUGCGUCUGGACGUAGAACGACCGGUGCAAGUGGAAGUGAGCGCCGAUAGACUGAGAAGAAUCAAGAGUAUACUUAUGCUGAUUGAAGAUAGAGUAAUAACAGGCAGUUCAAUGCAUCUAGCGGUUCCGACUGAGGAUCAUGUGCUUUAUAAGCUGAGACGAUUUAUGGUUAAAUACUCAAUGGAAAGCGUGACCGUCCAAACCGGUCAGAUCUGCGUCUCCGGUUCAUGCGGCACAGGCGGCUGGGACUCCGCCUCGCUGCAGGUGGCGUGUGGGGCGCGGCCCGAGCGAGUGCUGGCCCGGGGGCUGGUGACGGCGCUGCUGGUGGCCGCCGGGCCGCCUGGGGACCGGAGGCAGCUCAUACUGCAGCCGAUGAUGAUGGGAAUGGAUCUUGAAGCGACAUGGGAGGCGUGGCGUCGUGCAGAAUUCGGCUCAAACUCUCACGUGCCUACUGUCAGAGGAUCUCUCAAUUUGGACUACGUCACGAUAGACUUGCGGCCAUCAGACCUCGCUGCCCUGAACGACAUACUCGAACUCUUUGCGACUAUAAAUAAUAAGCCAGAGUCCGGAAAGACGAGAACCUUAUUCGAGAGCGAGCACACUUUGUACGAGAGUCACAAAGACUCGCUCACGUCGCCUCGGACGAGCUCGACGGCGGUAACGGAAGAUGCAGAUUUGGCUGACCACUACUAUAAGGACGAUUUGAGGAGUGGCGCCUUCAAAAUGGUGAGCGGCGGGCAACUGCCGAUGGCUUAUCAAGUGAUGGUUCAUGGGCACUCGGUGUCCUGGCGAUACCCUCAUCCCAGAGCCAUCACGAGGAUUGUGGCAUUUCCUAUACCUGGACUGGACGAAGAGGUAGACUGCGUUCUCGAGCUAUACAGCCUGAUACAGAAAAGAUGGAUGGCCCACACGUAUUUCACGCUGCCGAUCAGCGAGCCUAGGGAAAUUAAGCUAUAUGUUACACCCCCUGAAGCAGUAUUCGCAUUGACUUGGCGUUUCCGGCCUUGCGACGAAAACACCGAAGAAGACCUACCCUUCGAGUUCAAUGUGUUCAACUACAUGCCGAAAGAAGAUCCUUUGAUAACCGACGCAUCACCGGAUCGUCACGCCGUCCCCACUCCUGAGAGCGGAGUCACCGCCGAGCAACUAUCGGGCGUGUUGCGAGUGGACUCGUACUUCGCACCUCGCAUGUUGCCGCGACUCAGACUCGCUUUGCGAUUCGUCAGCCUCGAUGUCAACUUGCACAAUUCAUUGCCGAAGCUUUCCAGUCGCGCGACAGAAUUGGAGGGCUACUAUGUGUCUCGGCCUCUGAUGAGAAGCCACCGCGUGUUAACGCUUCUUGCAAGGGACUUCAACGCCACUCUACAUAUGGGCUCGCAAGCCGGGUCGUUGUUCUCUUACGACACGAAACUAUCCGCGGAUAUCCUGGAAACCGCCACCGGGGCUAUCGAGGAAAUGGUGGAAGAAUUCCGUGUCCGUGGCGCAGUCUCCUUGCCCCGGGACUCCGGCGUGGCGGCGCAGACUCGAGUGCGGUGUCGCAGUACGAGGCUGCACUUCGCGCUGAACGUGCCACGCGUGCGAACGAUACACGCACUAGCCACGGACUGGUUGGAAGGCAUUAGUCAGCAGAAGAAUUCGCAAGAAGAGAAGGGUCAAGAACAUUAUAUAUCGAAAGGCGACAUCGCCAAAGCGACAGCGGCGGCUUUGGAAGGCAGAGUUUCGUUGUGGAUACACAACAGCUGUGGGUCCGCUUUGCGAGUGGGACAAGAAGGGACAGACGAAGUUGUUCCUUUAGCACCUGGGGCCAGGCUUGCUUAUAGAUGGCGUUCUCCAACGGCGAAGAAAAGGUUAAGAUUCGCCGUGGCCGGACCCACGACAGAUUGGCGUUGGUCCAGCAGCAUACCAUUCGUCGCUGGCUCCACUCGGGUUCGCCUGGAAGAAGGGGAAUGCCUCGGCGACGGGAAAGUAAUUCCCGGCGCGGGAGUGUUCAUGUACGUGAGGGUCGAGGAGACCAGCGCCACCAAGAGCAUGCAUCUGGUGGGCCGGCUCACGCUUGCCAAUAUGCUGAGACACGACUUGCUGUAUAAGGUGCGGGCUCGUUGCAGCGUGACAAACCAAUGGCGUACAGUCUGCUCUGGGGAAUUGACGGCGGAGUCCGUUGGACGGACUGUCAUCUGCGGGGCGGAUUGCGAGAUGGUGCUCAAGGUUAAAUUUCUAGCCCAUGAGGCCGGCUGGUCUGGAGAUAUACCGUUAAAGGAGUGUCCCAAAGAGAAUGUGCCUUGGCUGGUGAAAGUACCAAGCGCAGGCGACGUGCCGUACACAUCGGUAUGGUGCCGCGUGACCCGAGCCCGCAGCGACGGCCGAGUUCUCGCUACGGUGUGGCCGCUCUACGUGUUACACUCGCACCUUCCGCUAGACACAGUGGUGAUGGUAACAACAAACGCGGCGUCAGUUUCCUCCGCGGAGUUACCCGACGAGACUCCUCCUACGUUGAUACAAACGGCGCCAGGGCGCGGCACUAGUACGCAUCUCUUAGCACCAGGGACCACUUCGGCAAGGCACACACUCUCAUUCCAAUACAAGAACAUAGAUUGUCCAGUAACCCGCGAAGCCGUUCCCAUGCAUUAUGGCGUGACUGACUCAUCGGUGUUCGACAAACGACCGCCCGUGGCCAAUAUCGACGACAUCGUCGAAGAAGUGCAACAAUGGCUGCGACGUUCAUCUCUUAAUGCCACAUCCAACUGGCCAUAUUCCUUGGUCACGAAGCACUGGCCGUUGCCAUGGCAACCAGCACUUCUGCAGCCCAGGUGUGAUGUCACGGUGAGAUACCAAGCCGUUCGCGCCGGCGGCGGGUGCAGCCUGGAAAUCCAGCUAUGUCCAGUAGUGUUGCUAUGUAACGCUGCCCCCAUAGCGUUGACACUACGAGCGCACGACGCCGCGCCAUUGUGCAAGUUGGAACCGGGUACCGCUAUAUCGCUGCCGAUGGCUGUACUCAAGAAACCAUUCUUUAUGUCCGUGGAGAUGGGCCGGGAGACGUUUGUGAGUGGACAAUUGGAGGUGGACAGUUCGGAGCCCGGCGUGUAUGGCGCUCCGCCCCCGGGAAAACUGGCCGUGGACCACUCAGCAGACUUCGCAAUACUAUGCAACCACAAAGUGGCGCUGUUGACGAUGUACUACGAAAUAAAGGAAGAUAUAAACAUACUUGGCGCUAGCGCUACGUAUGUCGUCUUGAAUAGACUCGAUAUGGAUAUACUGGUUUCACCUGUGGCGGUGCCAAUGGAAAUGGAAUCGAAUGUUAUAUUGCGUUCUGCGACUUAUAAAGUAGUACCUCCCACAAAACCAGAUAGCAUCCACGGGACACCACUUGGUCGAUUCUGGCUUCGGAGUCGUUGGCGUGGCAAUUCACCUUCAGAACUUCGACACUACAUCUGCUUAGGGUUGCCAUACUCCGGAGACCGGUCUAAUUCGGUUUCGCCAGCCCACGGCCUUGUGCCUAUAAGGCUGGGCAUGAAGAAUAUGUGCAGGAGAUCUGUGGCGCUCAUUGAUUGGAACCAUAAGUCUAUACCAGUAGUGGUGACACAAAUGAAACAAGAUGGCCGCUUCCUAAUUUCCGUUGCGCCAGAUCCGUGUCCACAGUUCGUGGUGCACAACCGCACCGUCACCACUCUUACUAUAGCCCAACCUGUCAAGACUUCCGAAGAACCUUCGACAUCCAUCACUGUAGCGGAACGAGAAUGCGACGGCACCCGUUGGUUCUGUACGAUCCCCCCCGGCGCCAUCACUCACUAUUCGACUCCCGCGCAUUGCGCGAGGUAUCCACCCCCCGCCGUCGCAUGCGCACCGGAACUGCCGUUCCUCAUCUUCGCUAAGGCUAAAGAGGAAGUAGAACCACAGUGGUGCCCCGCGGUCGUAGCGGCGGACGGAGAACAACUGCUGCAAUUACAAACUGGCAUUACGCUGAAGUUGCGCGUGCGCACCUACCCCCACUCCACACUGCUCGAGCUGCAAGACGUAGAUCAUACUGACCUAUCUGCAAGUGACAUCAGAAAAAGAUUAUACGGACCCUUCGCGGAUUCCGUCACAAGUAUUCAGGCAACACAGGAUGCAUCUGGAAAACUGCAAAGAGUGGGCGCAGACGACAAACUGCUACGUCCUAUUUAUAGCCAGUCAGAUACGCAAGUACCCAAUUUGCCUUCACAAACGGCUAGAGACAAAAGUGCCAAAACCGUGUCGACGCCACCACCACAAGACCACGUGGUCUCGCUGACAGACCUCAAACCUAUACCUGUGAGCUCUUCGGGACAACUGGGCGUUAUCAAAGACGUUACCAAGUCGAAUUUGCAGAUUGGGCAUACUGAGAGCUUGGAAGAUCUCAAUGAAGACACUAUUUCAAAGGCCAAGAAACUAUCAAUUGACAUCGAGGAGGAAAAGUUGAACCUUGGCCGGCGUGACAACUCCUCCUCCGACUCUUCGCUGGUAUAUCAUGAUAUACGUUAUCCUGUUUCAGAUUGGGAAGAAGGCGAGAGUUGGCCGCGCAUGGAACGCGCACGCUGCGUGCUUGACGCCAUAGUUAUUGAAGUGUCGGCGACGUCUGAAGCUAGACCAUUGUUAGCUUUACACGCCGGCAGAGUGGCUGUACAUGUGCUAGCUCAUAACAAGAAAACAAAAACAACGGUCGCAAUAUCCGAUGUCCAAAUCGACAACCUUCAGUACGAGACUGGACAGUUCGAUUUCGGCGUCGUGGCGAGCACGCGCAACGAUCACUUGACAGUGGACAGAUGGCCGCCUAUUUGGAACCUGUUCGCUAACAAGGAGGCCUUCAAGACGAGGAAAGAAGAUGCGAGGUUAUUGCUGAUGGUACAGCAUGACAAGUGGACGGUCGCCGAUUUUACUUAUAACGAGAUAACGGAAGUGGAAAUGGCCCUGGGCCCGUUAGCACUCUACGUGGAAGACGCUUACGUCAGCGCCUUGAUAAAGCUCUGGCGUUUGAGCGUUCCGCCCGCACCGUUAUCAGACACCGAGGCCACGUUAGCUGACGAGAGGAUCCUGCAGCGGCCGCUGAGGCUGAGGAUGUUACACCUGAGGCCGUUGGAGAUGACACUCACCCUGCACACCGCGUUCCGGAUGUACAUAGCCCUGGACCAGAGUCCGCUACGUCUAUCCGCGUUCCGACUCCAAGACAUGAUGACGUCACCGGAGCGACUCACACACGCGCUCACCGUGCACUAUUUGUCCGCCGCCAUACUGGGAGCUGGAUGGGUGGUCGGUGGCCUCGAAUUACUCGGCGCUCCCGGGGCCCUAGCGACUCGUCUCGGCGAGGCCAGUGGCGGGGUCCGGGGCAUCGUAUCAGCAACCGCGGCUGCACUAUUGCGUUCCUUCAGCGCGUGGGCCGGUUCCCUGGCUAGGAACCUGGAUAUGUUGGCUGGAGAUGAAGAACAUGCUAGAAGAGCCGCUGCGGCUAGGAGAAGACCGCCACAGACCUUCAUGGCUGGCCUGGCUGCUGGGAUUACUAACUUUGCGAUUAAUAUCUUGGGUGCUGUGGGCGGCUUAGCCCACCACCCACUAGUGGGCGUGGCCGUGGGCGAAACAGAAAGUGGUGCGGCGGCGUUACGGCGCGGUUUAGUCGGAGCUCUUGCAAAACCACUCAGUGCGACCGCGGAUUUAGUCGCGUAUGCUGGCCACGGGCUACUGAGUCAGACUGGAUGGGAUCCUAUACCACAGCCACGGAUCUUAGAUUGCGAGCGAGAACAACGCUCGCACGCCGCGUGGCGUCGCGACUGCGUGCGGUGGAGCUUCAGACUGUGCGAGUUGACUCCGCUCGGCGGCUUCGAAGUUUUACUCGAUAAUGCGCCCUUGUUGCUACUACUGACACACAAGUUCCUCGUGGUAGCUGAUACCGAAUCAGAGCGGAUUGUUGAGAUGAUAGACUUUAGGUUCUGCUCCGUGGGCCCCUACCAUGGAGCCAUUAUUGAGUUGAGUGUGACACAAAGACGUUCAGCCAAGUUGCCUGAGACGCGGGCGACAGACGAAGAUGACGAAUACCAGAUAAGCGCGGCGGCCAUGGCUCGAGUAGCGCGAUACACGGGUGCGGAAGGCGCUAGUUCUACCGGCGAAGCGCGAGUACUAGCACUUAUGUGUGCUCCAGCGAGAUCUCAUGCGCUCUACGCCGCGUUAGCAGCGGCCAUACAUCACAACGCCGACUCACACUUCAGCCUACUGUGAUAAAAAAACAACCUAGUGAUUAAUUCAUUUCAUGACCAAAGCAAAAGCAAUUUCUAUGUACCUUUUCAAGGUCCUAUCUUAACUUUAGACCCAACAAUUCCCUUGCCGUAUAUUGCCUGAACAGUUAAAAAGAUAAUUUUUUGCUUACCUGAAAUGUGGGAAUAGUAAAAAAGGUUCGAGUAGCGCAAUAUACGAGUGCGGAAGGCGCUAGUUCCAGCGGCGAAUCACGAGUUCUAGCACAAAUGUAUGCUCCGCCAAGAUCUCACGCGCUUUACACCGAAUUAACAGCCGCCAUACAUCACAACGCCGACUCACACUACAACCUACUGUGAUAGAAACAUAAAAUGAAAAGCCUCAAAACUGUGUUCUAAGUAAUGUUAUUACCGAAGCAAAAGCAAUAAAUCUUGUAUAUGUUUGUGAUUUGCUGUAUAUUAUAGCCUUAACGGGUGAGAAAAAAAUAAUUUCCUGUGUAAAUAAUGAACGAGGUGGCGUUAUACAUCCCCGCCAAUAUAUACCAUAUUGGCGGGGAUGUAACUAAAAUGUUAAAUUAAUAUGUACCUACCUGUAAAAUAAAUUUACCUGUCAAUUUAACACUAUUCGUCGAAUCAAAUUAACGAUCAUACAUCUGAAGUUAUCCAAAUUCUAAUAAUGAAUAGUGUAAUAUUUUUAUUUAUUAAAUAAUGAUGUCAAAUUUCUAAGUAUUAAUAAUACAACUAAGGUAUUAGGACCCCAGGAAUAGCAUCUGCCUGGCGGAUUUCAUUUUGUGGCCGGCUGUUCGUUCCCGUUAUUAAUAUAUUGUUCUUGCAAUAUUAAAUACUGAUAACUGGGAGCCGCCUUCGAACUUUGCCUUCGGAGAGACUAACUUGCUCAAUAACUAGAUUACUACUAACUUGUAUUUCUGAAUAUAUUAUUACCUACAGUUUUAUCAUCUAAAGUGUUCAUAAAGCAUAUAAACUUCACAUACAUGCCAAAAUUAACCCACUUAGAAUUUUGAAACGGAUUAGUCUAUGAACGUUGGCCCUAUUGGUCGAUAAAAAUAAUAAGGAUUAAUAUUUAAGUAUCAACGCUCAAAUGCAAACUUUAUCACCCUUCUUUUGCGAUUGCAAUGAUGAUAUUUAACAACAAAAACCUGACUCACCAAAUCCAGAAACUUGGUCGUAAAGGCGCACCCUGUUCCCCUCCCUAGAAAAGUGAGGAUUUAACCGGGACUAACGCUAGGAGGAAGAUGACUUUUAAACUUUUAUGACGCAGUUUUUUUUAUUUUAAUGCCACGCAUUUGGGCUGCGAUACCUACUUUAGACGGUUAAGAAUAAAGAUGAUCGAAUAGGUAAAUGUUAGUUUCUUGUUCAUUACUUUAGGAUUCAAUUUGUAUAAAUGUUUACUACCUACACUAUAAUGUUUGUCAUACUCUAUAAAUAUUUUGUAAUUUUGCAAUUAAAGUAAAUACGGCCGGGAGGGCUAUGACGCGAAUACCAGACGAUUAGACCAAUUUUAUUUGUACAGCAUUAUUGAAACAACAUGGUUUAUUUUUUGCAAAAAGCUACGUACACUAUAUAUCAUUGAUAUAAUUGCCUACAAUAUUUUUAAAAUUAUAUCUUAGUUACAAAAGGCCAUGUCCUUUAAACAACAAGUCCUAAAAGUCAUUUCGGAAAAGAUCAAAUUUAUUGGUCUACAUUGAAAGUCUUCUAUUCGCUGCUUGUAUGGCAAAUUUAGCAAAGAAAUUUGGUAUUCAGGACUAAAUCUAAUCUAUAGAAAUUUCGAUAUUAACACAUAUUUAAAGAUCUUAAUUUAAUUUUUUAUGUAUAUUUAAAUUAAUACGACAUUGUAGUUGGAACAUAGCAUUCGUUUGUUAUUAAAAUAAUAAUAAAAACAUAGUGAGAACCGUGAGGUAAUAAGGCUCAAGCUGAAAUUUAUAGCUGGGAGACAAAAAAAUGUAUCACGGCUCUUAACUUUUAUGGGGAAGGUUAAUAAAUAUGUAUAUAAUGAUGAAACAUUAAAUUUCUUAUAUCGUGUUCAAUUUCUUUUGAUUUUGUACAGUCGAGGGCACAUUAACAUAACUCGCAACUUGUAUAGGCCAUCGACUUUAUGUGUUUUAAAUAUAAUUUAUUUCAGUAUUAAAAAAUUAUGUUACCGACCAGCAUUUAAAUAUGUGCCCAGGUUUUAAAGGGAGUUUUUAGCCACAUAUAAGUAUAUGUGAUUACAGCUGCGAAAUGGCUUUAAGUUGUUAUAAAUUUAUCUGCCUCUAGUAGUCUUCACUGUUAUGACUGUAGUAACUGGCAAGUGUAAGCACGAUCAGAUGAGAAGAACUAUACCUACUUAUAAGAAUGUCGAUAGACUUAAGCCGGAUCCGCUGCGUUAAUUUAUCAGUAAAAUAAACAAAAAGUGGUAAGAUAAAUUAAGAAAAUUUGCGAGCGAAACAUCAGCCGCUGUAAUCACGUAUAUUCUUAUAUCUAUGUAUAUUUGAUUGAAAUUAUUUAUGUUGCACAAAUUUAAAUAAUUUAAAAAUGAUUAUUUCAAAAUUAUCUAUUUGAUAUCUAAGCGCCAUUAAUUCCAUGGCCUUUGAGACUGUAAAAAUAUAUUUUAUUUAA
This is a messenger RNA of Amyelois transitella, 14749 nucleotides long. RefSeq lists its product as uncharacterized. Bases 192 to 12161 code for a protein of 3989 amino acids. Lineage: Eukaryota; Metazoa; Arthropoda; Insecta; Lepidoptera; Pyralidae. The transcript is spliced from 86 exons. The record is from RefSeq and is a predicted model, not a curated record.